This is a messenger RNA of Musa acuminata AAA Group (dessert banana), 1555 nucleotides long. RefSeq lists its product as uncharacterized. The coding region runs from base 27 to 1169 and encodes 380 amino acids. NCBI's taxonomy places the organism in Eukaryota, Viridiplantae, Streptophyta, Magnoliopsida, Zingiberales, Musaceae. The transcript has 7 exons. The record is from RefSeq and is a predicted model, not a curated record.
CAUCGAGGACCGGCACGGACGCCAAAAUGCUGCUUGCAGUACGGAGCGUUCAACCGCUGCUCCGUUCUUGCCCCUUCUCCACAGCCCUAAUGCCCUUCGUCCGCCCUUGCCACGAUCACAGAGUCGCCUUCAGCAGCGCGACCGUCCUAUCUGCCAGCGGCCAGCCGCACCCGUGGACCGGCCUCCAGUCUUGGCGCGAGGCCCCGGCCAACGAGGACCGCGUCUGGGGACCCCACGGCCCGUCGCCUCCCCCGACCCCUCCUCUCGAACCGGAUCUCACCACCAUGACCGCCGCCUCGCUCGCCGAGUGCGCCGUCUUGGUCCUCUCCUCCUCCGACCCCCUCGCAAAGUCCACCCUCUCCCACCUGGCCUACACACGGUGGUGCCGCCGCGAGAUCCUCGUCGGCACAGCCUCGACCCCCAAUCGUCCAGCCCGACCCGAUAGGCCCCUCCUGGUACCACCGAAAGAGGUGCCCUCGCACAAAAGUUCGGGAUUGCCUCUCAAUGCUUAUAUGCUCCAUAAUUUGGCUCACGUGGAGCUGAACGCCAUAGACCUGGCAUGGGACACUGUGGUUCGCUUCUCACAUUUGAGGGACGAGCUCGGUGACGAGUUCUUCGCGGACUUCGCUCGCGUGGCCGACGACGAGAGCCGACAUUUUGCUUGGUGCUCUCAGAGGCUCAAUGAGCUCGGCUUCAGAUAUGGGGACAUGCCUGCCCACAAUUUUUUGUGGAGGGAGUGUGAGAAAUCCUCCGAAGAUGUUGCUGCUCGCUUGGCAGUAAUUCCACUAGUUCAGGAAGCUAGAGGUCUAGAUGCUGGACCAAGGCUUGCCCAGAAGUUGGUCGGUUUCGGAGAUCACAGGACAUCACACAUAGUGGCUAAGAUUGCCGAGGAAGAACUGGCACAUGUUGCGGUUGGAUUGUACUGGUUUCUCCAAGUUUGCAAAAAAAUGGGCCGUAUCCCUCGUGCUAUUUUUAAGGACUUGUUGGAGGAGUACGGUGUGGAGUUGAAAGGUCCAUUCAAUUAUGCAGCUCGUGAUGAAGCUGGCAUUCCUCGUGAUUGGUAUGAUGGUGAAUCUGAACAGGAGGCAAAGAGUGAACUUUCAGAGGUGCAUGAUAGGCUGGCUUGCAUCGUAGCUAUGGAGAGAGAGAAUUCAGAAUCGAACAGCUAAUCUCUUUGCCAUUAAUUGUCUUGUGCAGUGAUGAAUUAGGGUACAACCAGUCAAGUUGCUGCCCUCCUGAUUGAUUGGGUGACAGGUUAUUAUUCCUUCAGCAACUACUGGCCCGUAUUUAGUUUUGCUUUGACCUCGUGAUAGGUUGUUUUCUUUUACCCUGAAUGACUUGGUUUUUGAGUUCUUCUGACAUUGCAAGCACCACAGCAUUCAAGCACAAGAUAACUGAUUGUUGUAUUCAUGGUAGAAAUGUUUACGAAGCAGAGAAAAAAAGGGAAACACUUUUCUUCUUCUGUCUUGUAGAUUUUAAAAAGUGCAUGCAUUUAGAAAUAUAAACAGCAAACAAUUUCAUUUUUGCAAUAAUCGGCAUCUCUCCGCCAUUUUUA